Drosophila gunungcola (fruit fly) is the source of this 998-nucleotide messenger RNA. RefSeq lists its product as uncharacterized. Lineage: Eukaryota; Metazoa; Arthropoda; Insecta; Diptera; Drosophilidae. The record is from RefSeq and is a predicted model, not a curated record. The transcript has a single exon. The coding region runs from base 378 to 845 and encodes 155 amino acids.
CCACUGGAGAAUCCGCUGUAGAUUCCACUGGAGAAUCCGCUGUAGAUUCCACUGGAGAAUCCGCUGAAGAUUCCACUGGAGAAUCCAGUGAUAAUGACGAUGACGAAGAUGACAAUGUUACUACUACUAACACUGCCAAGCCAGUGAAGAAGCACGUUCGUCCCUUCUGGCCCAGGUUCGGAGGUCAUGGUCCAGUUGUGAUCAGGCGUCAUCACGGCCUCGUCAAGGUCUAAGCCCUAAAAAGCUUCUAUAUAAACCUGUUUUCCAUAUUUCUCAAUCUUCUCUAAAUAAAUAAAUUUCACUUUCAAAACAUAAAUGUGUUUAAAACAGUUGUUUCUAAUAUCGCACUGAACAGUGUUGUUCGAAACGUUGAGGAAAUGCGUGCCUUGUGUGUUCUAAGUUUGAUCGCAUGUUGGAGUAUAGCCCUAAUCUCCACAAAGCCAAUUAACGAAUCAGCUGAUCGGGAAGAAUAUAAGCCGCUCAAUAAAACUGAAAUAGCUAAAAUGAUUGAAGAACUACAGUUACUGGAAAAAUUAGCCAAUGAAACAUAUUAUUCAUCAGAUCCCACUACUAAGGAUACAUAUUUGAGCAAAGAUCCAGAAGCAGAUGAAACUAUAGAUCCAACUAGAGAGGAAACAAAAAAGGCAAAUGGUGAGACUGGAGAAGAUGAAGGGUUUAUGGUGGAGGACGAGGAAGAGGAAGAUGAAGCCACUGUGGACAGGCCCACUGAAUCACAACCUUUGAAUUUUCUCCGAUAUCCCAAACAUGAGCCCGACUACAAGGCUUACCCACGUUUUGCCAUCCUCCGAAAUGGCUAUGUUCAUCACAUGAAUUUUAAUUUUUAGUGUACGCAUUGAAUCCCAAAAUAAAUGAUAAUGACGUGUUCUCAAGCACCAUUUAGCUUAUUUUGCUAGAUGGGGAAAUUCCGACGGCAGUUAGGUUUACACAGCUGUCACUCUAGACAAAAGUUAGAAACGGGCUACCUCUGUACGAGUUUG